ACCUCGCGGAGCCGCUCUUUUCCGCGCGCUGUAUGAGAGGAUAAGCGGCGGGGAUGGCGGGCGCUGAGGCGGGCGCGGGCCCGGCCGGAGACGAGGCGCCGGCGGCGGCGGCGGCCCUCUCCUCUUCCCCUUCCUCCGCUGCGGCGGGGUCGACGCGGCGCCUGAGCGAGCUGCGGGUGAUCGACCUGAGGGCCGAGCUGAAGCGCCGCAACCUGGACAGCGGCGGCAACAAGAGCGUCCUCCUGGAGCGCCUCCGCAGCGCCAUUGAGGAGGAAGGAGGGAAUCCUGAUGAAAUCCCAGUGGCUUCGGAGAUCACUACCAAGAGAACCCCCAAAAGAACUGUGAAAGGCCGUAAACCUGAGGAAGAAGGUGGCGAUGACAAUGGACUGGAAGAGAACUCAAGAGAUGGACAGGAGGAUAUUGAAGCAAGUUCGGAUAACUUGCAGGAUAUUGACAUGAUGGAUAUUAGCAUUUUAGACGAAGCCGAAAUAGAUAACACCAGUGCCGUGGAUUGUGGAGAUGACUACAGUUCUGAGAACAUUCUUGACUCUGACAAAGACAAUAUUGAUACUGAAAUGAAAGAGCCUCCAGAGCAGCUGAUGGAAAGCGAGGAGAAUGGGGAAGAACUUGAUGACCAGCUCGAUGCUGCUUCACCUGAUUUAGCUGCAGCGAAGGACUUGGAAGAGCAACAUUCAGAGCCAGAAAAUGAGAAAAUGCUCGACAUUUUGGGUGACACUUGUAAAACUGAGCCCCUUAAAGAAGACGCUUCUGAAGCGGAGCGGGCGCAGGAAGCGAAUUCCCCGUUGCCGGGCAAAAAGGCAGCCGAGGACGAGGAAGAUGCGCUUGCCGCCGCCGUUCGUCCGGACGAAGACCUCUUAGAUACGGACAGCCAGUCAGGCCAGGCUGCGGCCCAGACCCAGGAGGAAGAGGAGGAGGAAGAAGAAGCGAAGCACUUAGUGGUAGCGAAAGGGGAGCCGAGCGAACAGACAGUUGAGGAAGCCAAGCUGGACUCUGACUCUUUAGCGGUAGAGAGCAGGAGUGGUGGAGGAGGAGGAGGAGGUGGAGGUGAGAGUAGCAGAGCAGCCCAAACUGUGGAAGCCGAUAGUGAGGAAACUCCGGAGACGGACGCAGGUCCCCAAGUGGUUAGCCAAGAUGCCGAGAAGAUGGAAGCCAAGGCUAAUUGUGAGGAAGAGUCCUCUGCCACUAGAGAGUCCUCUGCCAAAGAGGGUGGUGAUCAGAACACGAGUUCGGAGGAGACCAAAGAUGGGAAAUUGGCUUCAAAAGAAGAGAAAGGUCGCAGUAGCACCAGUUCUGGUCGGAACUUCUGGGUGAGCGGCCUUGCUUCCUCCACCCGAGCUACGGAUUUGAAGAACCUCUUCAGCAAAUAUGGAAAAGUGGUUGGUGCAAAAGUAGUGACCAACGCCCGCAGUCCAGGCGCUCGGUGUUACGGUUUUGUGACCAUGUCCACGGCUGAGGAAGCCACAAAAUGCAUCACCCAUUGCCACAAAACAGAGUUACAUGGGAAAAUAAUAUCUGUUGAAAGGGCAAAAAAUGAACCUGCUACAAAGAAACUUCUGGAUAAAAAGGACAGUGAGGUGAAGAAUGAAGUUUCAGACAGUGAAAGGUCUGCCAGCGUAAAAAAGAACGAGAAGGCUGACCCCAAAGAAGAUGCGAAGAAAGCAGACGAAAAGGAUGAAAAGGGGAAAGAGGAUCAGAAAUCGGGAACUGCAGAUCAGUCUAAGACUGGAAAAUCAGGAAGCAAAGGAACAGAAAGGACUGUGAUAAUGGACAAAUCCAAGGGCGAACCUGUUAUUAGCGUGAAGACAACAAGUAGAUCAAAAGAGAGAAGCGUGAAGAGCCAGGAUCGCAAAUCGGAGAGCCGGGAAAAGAGCAAAGAGAGGCAAGGGAUCGUGCCCUUCAACAAAAUCAGAGAGAGGCGACAGAAAGAAGAACAACGCCGCACCCGUGAACACCAGGCGAAACAGGAGAAACAGCAGCGCCUGCAAGCCAUCUGGGAGCACGAGGAGCGGGAGCGGAUUGACAUCGCCCGGGUGAAGCUGGAGUUUGAGAGGCGGUGUCUGGAGCGGGAGCGGCUGGAGCGGGAGCGGCUGGAGCGGGAGCGGAUCCACAUCGAGCACGAGAGGCGGAGGGAGCAGGAGCGCAUCCAACGGGGGCGGGAGGAGCUGCGGCGGCAGCACGAGCAGCUGCGCUACGAGCAGGAGAGGCGCGUGGCCCCGAGGAGGCCCUACGACGCGGACGGGAGGAGGGAUGACCCGUACUGGCCCGAAGCCAAGCGGAUGGCCCUGGAGGACCGUCACCGCUCGGAUUUUACCCGCCAAGACCGGUUCCAUGACUUUGAACACCGAGAUCGCGGGCACUACCAAGACCAUUCACUCGACAGGAGAGAAGGGUCACGAGGAAUGAUGGGAGACAGAGACGGACAGCGCUACAGUGACGAACGGCACGGGGGACCAGAUCGACACUCUCGGGAUGGCUGGGGAAGCUAUGGUUCAGAUAGGCGCAUGAGCGAGGGGCGGGGAAUACCCCCACAGUCACGGGAUGGCCGUGACUGGGCAGAUCACACUAGAAAAUUCGAAGGCCCCCCGGAUCGCUCCUGGCAAAGCAACAGCGACGGGGAACCAGUGGGGCGGGACCAGGAGCGGUGGCGAGGUGGGGGCAGAGGGCGACGUGGCCACUUCAUGCCGCGAGGCAGAAUGUCUGGGAGGGGGGGAUUCAUGCAGAGCGAUCCGCAGGGCCAGGCAUCGCCCGGCGAAGGCUUCUCGGGACAGGACAGGUUCAGCCGCCGCUAUUGAAUGUUUUAGCAUUUUUUUAACUGUACAAAUGGCAACAGAGACGCGGGGAGAUGGG
Elgaria multicarinata webbii is the source of this 2868-nucleotide messenger RNA. RefSeq names its product scaffold attachment factor B1-like. The transcript has 21 exons. Gene Ontology annotation, cellular component: nucleus. Bases 54 to 2813 code for a protein of 919 amino acids. Gene Ontology annotation, biological process: regulation of transcription by RNA polymerase II; regulation of mRNA processing. The record is from RefSeq and is a predicted model, not a curated record. NCBI's taxonomy places the organism in Eukaryota, Metazoa, Chordata, Lepidosauria, Squamata, Anguidae. Gene Ontology annotation, molecular function: RNA binding; sequence-specific DNA binding.